CCGGACGGCGGCCGAGGCGCGGCCCGUCGGGGUCAGGAGUCAGCAUGCUGAGGGCAGCGUGCCGGGCCCUGGGUUCGGUUCGGACGCAAGCAGGGAUCCAGCUCCCAGUUCUUAGGGUGUCAGAGGGAGUGAGGGCCAGACUUCCCUCGGCCCAGUGGCGCCUGCAGCCUCGAGGUCACCUCCUCCAGGCCGCCCGCGGAUUUGCCAUCAAGAAAGCAGUCACAGUCCAGCCCAGCCAAGGAGAUGACCCACCCCCUUCCACGUUGCUCAAGGACUACCAGAACAUCCCUGCAGUUGAGAAGGUUGAUGAUGUUGUAAGAAGACUCUUGUCUUUGGAAAUGGCUAAAAAGAAGGAGAAGCUAAAAGUCAAGCAAGAGUUGUUGAUGAACAAGGUCGUGGAAAACCCUGAGGACACCAGCUCCCUGGAGGCUCGAAUUGUCGCCCUGACCGUCAAGAUCCGCAGUUACGAAGAGCACAUGGAGAAGCAUCACAAGGACAAAGCCCACAAGCGCUACCUGCUCAUGAGCAUCGACCAGAGGAAGAAGAUGCUCAAAAACCUCCGCAAAACCAACUACACCGUCUUUGAGAAGACGUGCCAGGAGCUGGGCAUCGAGUACACCUUCCCCCCGCUCUACUACAGGAAGGCCCACCGCCGCGCGGUGGCCAAGAAAGCGCUGUGCAUUCGGGUUUUCCAGGAGGUUCAAAAGCUGAAGAAGCAAAAACGGGCCUUAAAAGCUGCAGCCGCCGCAGCCCAGAAACAAGGCCAGAAGAGCCCAGAGGGGCCUGCAGAAGCCAGACCAGAGGCACUCGGGAAAAAUCAAUAAAUUCUGUUCCCAGGA
Messenger RNA from Echinops telfairi (small Madagascar hedgehog), 839 nucleotides. It is a transcript of the gene MRPS15, whose product is annotated as mitochondrial ribosomal protein S15. The transcript is spliced from 8 exons. The coding region runs from base 45 to 824 and encodes 259 amino acids. Gene Ontology annotation, cellular component: ribosome. Gene Ontology annotation, molecular function: structural constituent of ribosome. Lineage: Eukaryota; Metazoa; Chordata; Mammalia; Afrosoricida; Tenrecidae. The record is from RefSeq and is a predicted model, not a curated record. Gene Ontology annotation, biological process: translation.